CCCCUCGCCGCUCGCCAGACUGGCUGCGACACUGGCCCUGUUCAAUGCUGCGACUCCGUCCAGAGCUCGUCUGACCCCGUCACUUCGCUCCUCCUUGGUCUCCUCGGCAUUGUUGCCGGCGGCGUCGACGUCCCCAUCGGUGUGAACUGCAGCCCGAUCACCGGCAUCGGUCUCGGCGGCAACAGCUGCAGCGCCUCCCCCGUCUGCUGCACCAACACCAACAACGCCUCUGGUGUUCUCUCCGGUCUCAUCGGCAUCGGCUGUGUCCCCGUUGACAUCAGCCUCUAA
Punctularia strigosozonata HHB-11173 SS5 is the source of this 288-nucleotide messenger RNA. Its product is annotated as fungal hydrophobin. Gene Ontology annotation, cellular component: fungal-type cell wall. The transcript has 3 exons. The annotation marks the transcript as partial. Gene Ontology annotation, molecular function: structural constituent of cell wall. Lineage: Eukaryota; Fungi; Basidiomycota; Agaricomycetes; Corticiales; Punctulariaceae. The record is from RefSeq and is a predicted model, not a curated record.